This is a messenger RNA of Bursaphelenchus okinawaensis, 1613 nucleotides long. The record is from the annotation of a GenBank genome assembly. NCBI's taxonomy places the organism in Eukaryota, Metazoa, Nematoda, Chromadorea, Rhabditida, Aphelenchoididae.
AUGCCUACUGUAUCUUACGAUAACCCCUUCAGCUGGCAAGACGACAAUAUGAACUUGUCAUCAACUGUUACAGUAUCUGAAUAUGAAACUUUUAUGGCAGUAAAUAGAUGGCUACACAGUGUGGCUGUAGCCAUAGGAGGUAUCACAUGUUUAACUUUGUUAUACUUGAUUAUAACAAAGUCAAAGUUAAUAUUAAAAGACUACAAAACUAUGCUACUCAUGUGUUGUCUUUGUGACACUCAAUGUUGGAUUGCCAUUAGCUUGACACAACUAGUAAGAUUUUGAAAUUUUUGGAAAGUUAUAGCAAUUUUACCAUACCAUAGAAAAUUCAGUAAGAUAGUUUAUAUAUUCUCUUACAUUUCAGAAAUUUUUAAUCAAAUUACUGUAAUUUUUAAUCCUUUAUUUUAAAUUUUAAUUUUCAGACCUCAAACAUAAGAGACGGAGUCUUAUUAUUAGUGUGUGAAGGCCCAGUAUCGUACUUAAGUUACCGUUGGCAAUGUGUGUUUAUCGGGUAUUAUGCUUUCAGUAUAUCGAAUGUUAUCACUAUCUUACCAGCCAAUUACUACUAUCGCUAUAACUGCAUUAAUGGGUAUGUUUAGCUAUGUUACAUACGAUUCUUAUUUUACAGGCAAAAGCCAUCGCACUUAACUACUAUAAUAUUGUAUUUGAUAUCAUUGAUAGCUGGUUUUUUUUCUGGCUACACCAGUUAUUUAUCGGCUCUAAAGAGUGGUCAUAACAGAGCUGGGUUUAACUAUGGAAGUAUGUGGUUCAACUACGGACCUAUACCUAAUAUUAUACCACUUGAUUCUGUAAGUUUUAAAAUUCUACUUUAGCUGAGUUUUUUGAUAAUUAAGACUAGAAGUAAACGUAGACUAAGUUUUGACUUGACCAGGAGAAAGCAAUGUUAAUUUUAUAAAAGAAGCUCUUAUUAUAAAGAUCUAAUAGAUUUUGUUUCUUUACCUCGCUUAUAAUAAAGGUUUACCGUAAUAUAACAAUAACAAGUUUCAGAAAAGCGCAUAUACUCAAAUAGCAUCAAUGUGGAUGAUAAAUGGUCUUGGUGGUGCUUACAUUCUGGCACUUUACUAUGGUCGAUUGACUAUGCUUACUAUAAGAGAUAAUCGAGCCUCGUACAGUGGGAAAACGUUAAGACUUGAACAACAGUUGUCUACUGCGUUGUUGUUACAGGUAAAAUACGGUACUUAUAGUUUUGUCAAGAAACUUACAGUAAUGUACUUCACAUUUUUUUAUGAGCUGCGAUAAUGUAUAUUAUUAUAUAUAAUAGUAAAGGUUUAUAAUUUUUACCAUAAAGUUCAAGACAUUACAGUACUUACUAUACAAACUGAAUAAACUAUAAUCAUUCUUAAUUUUAGGCUGUCUUGCCAAUAUUAACAUCAGUCGGCCCUACAGUAACUGUAGCCUCAGCCAUUAUAUUUGGUAUUAACGUAGGAGCGUUUUCAAUCACGGCUUAUGCCACUUUAGCUUGGAUACCUUUGUUCAACCCGCUGGCUACAGUAUUCGCUAUCAAGCCGUACCAAAUGGCACUACUCAAUAUUAUCAAACAACGACCAAGCAUUACAAGUUUUAGCCAUAGCUCGAGCAGUGGUUUACAUUGA